UGGAAGGUGACAGGCUGAGCGGCGACUGCUGGGCGGGGCUAUAGAGCGGAGCUGGCGGGAGUUGGUAGGCGCGGGAAGUCCAGAGCGGUGCCGAGAUGGUGCUGCAGAACAGCGGGAAGUAUAAAAGCGAACCCCGGGGUGACGGGGAAGGCCAGCAAGAUGAUACUUCAUCAAGUUCAGCUGCUAAGAGACUGGAGCGCAGCCAGUGGACGGAUAAGAUUGAUGCUCAGUAUGGGUUUGAGAGGAUUAAGGAGCCCGGAGAGAAAACAGGAUGGCUUCUUAACAUGCACCCGACAGAAAUUCUUGAUGAGGACAAACGUCUUGUCAGUGCUGUAGACUAUUACUUCAUACAGGAAGAUGGCAGCAGGUUCAAGGUUGCUUUACCAUACAAGCCGUAUUUCUAUGUGGCCACAAAAAAGGGAUGUGAAAGGGAAGUCUCAUCCUUUCUUUCCAAAAAGUUCCAAGGAAAGAUUGCAAAAUUGGAAACUAUGCCCAAGGAAGACUUGGAUUUGCCCAACCAUCUGGUGGGACUGAAAAGAAACUAUAUUAAGUUAUGUUUUCAUUCUGUGGAUGAUCUGAUAAAAGUUAGGAAAGAGAUCUCCCCAGCUGUGCGAAAGAACAAGGAGCGGGAUCAUGCCAGCGACACAUACACUGCUAUGCUUUCCAGUGCUUUGACUGGAAACAGUAUGGCUCCUGAAGAGGAAGGUCCCUCUAAAAAGAUAUCAGAUCAGAUGGAGAAUAUAAUUGAUAUGCGAGAAUAUGAUGUCCCAUACCAUGUCCGGCUUUCUAUCGAUCUUAAAAUACAUGUGGCUCACUGGUAUAACAUUAGAUACCGUGGAAGCAGUAUACCCCCAGAGAUCAUAAGACGUGAUGAUCUUGUGGAAAGGCCGGAUCCAGUGGUUUUAGCUUUUGAUAUUGAAACCACAAAAUUGCCACUGAAGUUUCCAGAUGCUGAAACUGACCAGAUUAUGAUGAUCUCCUACAUGAUUGAUGGGCAGGGCUAUUUAAUUACAAACCGGGAGAUUGUGUCUGAAGACAUUGAAGAUUUUGAGUUUACCCCAAAGCCAGAAUAUGAAGGCCCUUUUUGUAUUUUUAAUGAGCCAGAUGAGGCACAUCUAAUCCAGCGUUGGUUUGAGCAUGUUCAGGAAACAAAGCCAAGUAUAAUUGUGACCUACAAUGGUGACUUCUUUGACUGGCCCUUUGUGGAAACUCGUGCCGCAGUUCAUGGAAUGAGCAUGCUGCAAGAGAUAGGCUUUCAGAAAGAUAAUCAAGGAGAGUACAAGUCGCCACCUUGUAUUCAUAUGGAUUGCCUCAGGUGGGUAAAGAGAGACAGUUAUCUACCUGUAGGUAGUCAUAACCUGAAGGCAGCUGCCAAGGCUAAGUUGGGCUAUGACCCAGUAGAGCUGGACCCAGAGGAGAUGUGUCGUAUGGCAACAGAAGAACCACAGGUGCUGGCCACAUACUCAGUAUCUGAUGCUGUUGCAACUUACUACAUGUACAUGAAGUAUGUUCAUCCAUUUAUCUUUGCUCUCUGUACCAUUAUCCCUAUGGAGCCGGAUGAGGUUUUAAGGAAAGGCUCUGGAACACUGUGUGAGGCUUUGCUGAUGGUUCAGGCUUAUCAUGCAAAUAUAAUCUUUCCUAACAAGCAAGAAGCAGUGUUCAAUAAACUGACCAAUGAUGGGCAUGUUUUGGAUUCGGAGACUUAUGUAGGUGGUCAUGUGGAAGCUUUGGAGUCUGGAGUUUUCCGCAGUGACAUUCCUUGCCGUUUCAAAAUGAACCCUGCUGCCUUUGACUUCCUACUGCCACGUGUUGAAAUGACACUUCGUCAUGCUAUAGAAGAGGAGGAGAAAAUCCCAAUGGAAGAAGUCACCAACUUUCAAGAGGUUUGCGAUGAAAUAAAAAAGAAAUUGAAUUCUUUAAAAGAAGUACCAAAUAGAAUUGAGUGUCCACUCAUUUACCAUCUGGAUGUGGGUGCAAUGUAUCCAAACAUUAUUCUCACAAAUCGUUUGCAGCCUUCAGCCAUGGUUGAUGAAGUGACUUGUGCAGCCUGUGACUUCAACAAGCCAGGAGCCACAUGCCAGCGCAAGAUGACAUGGCAAUGGAGGGGGGAGUUAAUGCCAGCCAGCCGCAGUGAGUAUCAUCGUAUACAGCAACAACUAGAAUCUGAGAAAUUUCCCCCACUCUUCCCUGGACAGCCCCCAAGAGCGUUUCAUGUACUGACAAGAGAGGAGCAGGCCAAAUAUGAGAAGAAGCGACUGGCAGAUUAUUGCAGAAAGGCUUACAAGAAGAUUCAUGUUACAAGACUGGAAGACCGUGUUACUACCAUAUGUCAGCGUGAGAAUUCUUUCUAUGUGGAUACUGUACGAGCCUUUAGAGAUCGUAGAUAUGAGUUCAAAGGUUUGCACAAGGUUUGGAAGAAAAAACUGUCUGCAGCAUGUGAAAGUGGAGAUGCUGCCGAGACGAAACGAUGCAAGAACAUGGAGAUUUUAUAUGAAUCCCUGCAGCUGGCUCACAAGUGCAUCCUGAACUCCUUUUAUGGAUAUGUAAUGCGCAAGGGAGCUCGCUGGUAUUCAAUGGAGAUGGCUGGUAUUGUAUGUUAUACAGGAGCCAACAUUAUCACUCAAGCAAGGGAGCUGAUUGAACAGAUAGGGAGGCCUCUGGAAUUGGACACAGAUGGAAUAUGGUGUGUUCUUCCAAAUAGUUUCCCUGAGAACUUUGUAAUCAAAUCCAACAAUGCAAAAAAGCCAAAAGUGACUAUAUCCUAUCCAGGUGCAAUGCUAAAUAUCUUGGUGAAGGAAGGCUUUACAAACCAUCAGUACCAGGAACUUGUUGACCCAUCGACACUAACAUACAUAACACGGGCUGAAAAUAGUAUCUUCUUUGAAGUGGAUGGGCCAUACCUUGCUAUGAUCCUUCCAGCAUCUAAGGAAGAAGGGAAGAAGUUGAAGAAAAGAUAUGCUGUGUUUAAUGAGGACGGCUCACUUGCUGAGCUUAAAGGAUUUGAAAUAAAGAGAAGAGGGGAAUUACAGCUAAUCAAGAUUUUCCAAUCUUCUGUGUUUGAGGCUUUCCUGAAGGGAAGUACACUGGAGGAGGUCUAUGCAUCUGUAGCCAAAGUGGCAGAUUACUGGCUGGAUGUGCUUUACAGCAAGGCGGCUAAUAUGCCAGAUUCCGAGCUGUUUGAAUUGAUCUCUGAAAACCGUUCUAUGUCUAGACGACUUGAGGAUUAUGGGGAGCAAAAAUCUACAUCCAUUAGCACUGCCAAACGACUGGCUGAGUUUCUAGGUGAUCAAAUGGUUAAAGAUGCUGGACUUAGUUGCCGAUAUGUCAUAUCUCGCAAGCCUGAGGGAUCCCCAGUUACAGAGAGAGCUAUUCCUCUGGCAAUUUUUCAAGCAGAGUUGGGAGUAAAGCGACAUUAUCUACGCAAGUGGCUGAAAAACCCCUCUCUACAAGAUUUAGACAUACGCUCGAUUCUAGACUGGGAUUACUACAUAGAGCGGCUGGGUAGUGCUAUUCAAAAAAUCAUUACGAUUCCAGCAGCAUUACAGCAGGUAAAGAAUCCAGUCCCCCGUGUAAGGCAUCCAGACUGGCUGCAUAAGAAGUUGCUUGAGAAGAAUGAUAUCUACAAACAGAAAAGAAUCAAUGAACUCUUCACUAGUGAGGGAAAAAAACAAGUCUCUGCUCAACUGCAGCAGCCAGAUUCCUCACAGACUGCAGAUAUUGAGGACAUUGGUCUAGGGAAACGUCUGCAACCUGCUAUUCCUAUUAGCACAAAGAGAAAACGUGUACCGACAGCGGAGGAGAGUCAAGCUGAAUCACAAGAUGUAGCACUUACACAGUCUUGGAGGGAGGUCUUGGGUCCACCACCUCCUCUGGGCACCACAAAGGAAGAAAGGCUUCUCUGGUUGCGUUAUCACAAGAAAAAAUGGGAGAUACAAGCACGGCAGCGCAAAGAAAGACAGAAGAAACGGAGAUUAGACGAUGGAGAUGCAGUUCCUGGAGCAGGGGGUGUAGUUCGUGAAACCCAAGCAGUUGGGUUAGGCAGUUUCCUGCGUCGAACGGCUCGCAGCAUCCUUGACAUGCCCUGGCAGAUUGUGCAGAUUGGGGAAAGCAGUCAACCAGGUAUCUUUCGCCUAUGGGCAGUAAUUGGCAGCGACUUGCACUGCAUUAAGCUCAACAUUCCUCGUCUUUUCUAUGUCAAUCAGAGAGUGCCCAAAACAGAGGACUCAGUGGUGUACAAAAAGGUGAAUAGAAUCUUGCCCCGCUCCAACCCAGUAUAUAAUUUAUAUGAAUAUUCUGUACCAGAGGACAUGUACCAGGAGCACAUCAAUGAGAUUAAUGCUGAUCUGUCUGCUCCAGACAUCGAAGGAGUGUAUGAAACACAAGUUCCUCUACUGUUGCGAGCUGUGAUCCAACUUGGUUGUGUAUGCAUGGUGAACAAACAGAUGGUUCGCCACUUGUCUGGUAGAGAAGCUGACACUUUUGAAUUGGACCAUUUGGAAAUGAAGUCUUUAGCCCAGUACAGUUACUUGGAGCCAGGUAGUAUCCGACAUAUUUACUUGUACCACAAUUGUCAGGGCAACAAGGCUCUGUUUGGUCUGUUUAUACCAUCGCAAAGAAAAUCUGCAGUAUUCGUGGUUGACACAGUUCGCAGUAACCAGAUGCCAAACCUUAGUAGUAUGUAUACAAGUGAACACACUGCGAUGCAGGAAAGGGUUGACCCUGAGCUUUUGCCCCCUGAGAAACACAUGUUUGAAGUUCGAGCAGAGACUGAUUUAAAAACAGUGUAUCGAGCCAUUCAAAGGCUUCUACUGAGUUACAAGGAUGAGAGACGUGGUCCAACUCUAAUUGCAUUGCAGUCUAACUGGUCCCCGAAGAGGUUAACAAGCGGGAUGCCUGUUUUAGAGGAAUUCCCUCUUGUCCCUGUACGUGUCACAGAUGAUAUUAGCUAUAAUGUCCUGGACUGGCAGCGACACGGGGCCCGCCGCAUGAUCCGUCACUAUCUUAAUUUGGACAGCUGUCUUUCUCAGGCAUUUGAGAUGGCCAGGUACUACCACCUUCCUGUUGGCAACUUGCCUGAUGAUGUAUCCACAUUUGGGUCAGACCUGUUCUUCGCAAGGCAUCUUCGGCGGCAUAAUCACCUUGUUUGGCUAUCGCCAAGCUCUCGACCUGACCUUGGAGGCAAAGAAGCAGAUGAUAACAGACUAGUUAUGGAGUUUGAUGAGAGGGCAUCUGUGGAAAUCAACAAUCCUAGCUGUUACAAUACGGUGUGUGUAGAGCUUGAUAUUCAGAGCCUGGCUGUCAAUAGUAUCCUGCAGUCACACCACAUUAAUGACCUGGAAGGGGCUGGUAGCAUUGGCAUCAGUUUUGAUGUGUUACAACAAGCAUCCCUUGAGGACAUGGUUACUGGGAAUCAGGCCAGUGCUGUGGCCAGUUAUGAUGAGACUGCCCUUUGCUCUAACACUUUCAGGAUUUUGAAGAGUAUGGUUGUAGGCUGGGUAAAGGAAAUCACUCAGUACCACAAUGUGUACGCAGAUAACCAAGUUAUGCACUUCUACCGGUGGCUACGGAGCCCGUCAUCUCUGCUUUAUGACCCCGCUCUUCAUCGAACCCUCCACAACAUGAUGAAAAAGCUGUUUUUACAAUUGGUAGCUGAAUUUAAACGGCUUGGCUCCUCUGUUGUGUAUGCUAACUUUAAUCGCAUCAUCCUCUGCACUAAGAAACGGCGAGUGGAAGAUGCCAUUGCUUAUGUGGAAUACAUUACCCAGAGUAUACACACAAAGGAGAUAUUUCACUCUCUUACAAUCUCCUUUUCACGCUGUUGGGAAUUUCUGCUUUGGAUGGACCCUGCGAACUAUGGAGGGAUCAAGGGAAAACUACCUUCUAGUGUUCACUAUGGGGAGAGUGGUAAGAAGAAGAAAUCGGAGGAUGAUGAAGGGGAUGAAAGUGAAGAUGGUGAUGAGGAAGAUGAUGCAGAUGGUCACUCAGACAGUGAACAGCCAGAGGAACAGGUGGAAGAAAGCUUGGAGAACAACUGGAACAUAGUUCAGUAUUUACCUCAGGCAGCGUCAUGUCAGAGCUAUUUCCUGAUGAUUGUCUCUGCAUAUAUUGUGGCUGUUUAUCAUAGUAUGCAAGAAGAGUUGAGACGUAAUGCGCCUGGAAACACACCAAUAAAACGACGGCAGAACAGCCAAGUAUCACAGGAGACAGUGGGUGAAGCUGGGUCAUUGCCUGGACUCAUCACCUUUUCUCAGGAUUAUGUAGCCAAUGAGCUUACACAAAACUUCUUUACAAUCACACAAAAAAUACAAAAAAAAGUGACUGGGGCACGUCAUGUAACAGAGCCUUCUGAAAUGUUCCCCAUUUUACCUGGAUCCCAUCUACCCCUCAACAAUCCGGCCUUAGAAUUUAUCAAAUAUGUUUGUCAGGUUCUCUCUCUGGAUUCAAACAUAACCAACCAGGUUAACAAAUUAAAGAGGGAUCUUUUACGCCUAAUUGAUGUUGGGGAAUUCUCAGAAGAUGCCCAGUUUAAAGAUCCGUGCCGCUCCUAUAUACUUCCAGAAAUCAUCUGCAGAAGCUGUAAUUUCUGCAGGGACCUGGACUUGUGCAAAGACCCUUCUCUCAGUCAGGAUGGUUCUGUGCUGCCACAGUGGGUUUGCUCUAACUGCCAGGCUGAAUAUGACACAGACAGUAUAGAAAUGUCCUUAGUGGAAGCACUGCAGAAGAAGAUGAUGGCGUUCAUGCUACAAGAUUUGAUUUGCUUGAAGUGUAAAGGAGUAAAAGAAGCAAACAUGCCAGUGUACUGCAGCUGUGCCGGAGACUUUAGCCUAACUCUUUCAGUGAAGGCUCUCAUGGAGCAAGUAGAUGCAUUCCGGAAUAUUGCUCAACAUUACCAGAUGUCUCAUCUUUUGGAGACUAUAAACUGGCUUGUCCAACAAAAUUCUCAUCUGACCCUGUGACUCCAUGCAGUAUUGAAGGCCCCAAUCUGUUAAAGGGGAGCCUGGUCAGCAUCUGACCCCACUUCUUAUUUGCUUUGUAUAGAUUGUAACUUUAAAAUAAAUGUUGUAUGAAAACA
Hyla sarda is the source of this 7072-nucleotide messenger RNA. It is a transcript of the gene POLE, whose product is annotated as DNA polymerase epsilon, catalytic subunit. Gene Ontology annotation, molecular function: DNA binding; nucleotide binding; DNA-directed DNA polymerase activity. Gene Ontology annotation, cellular component: nucleus; epsilon DNA polymerase complex. The coding region runs from base 96 to 6956 and encodes 2286 amino acids. The transcript is spliced from 49 exons. The record is from RefSeq and is a predicted model, not a curated record. NCBI's taxonomy places the organism in Eukaryota, Metazoa, Chordata, Amphibia, Anura, Hylidae. Gene Ontology annotation, biological process: base-excision repair, gap-filling; leading strand elongation; DNA replication proofreading.